Vittaforma corneae ATCC 50505 is the source of this 630-nucleotide messenger RNA. RefSeq lists its product as uncharacterized. The coding region runs from base 1 to 630 and encodes 209 amino acids. The transcript has a single exon. NCBI's taxonomy places the organism in Eukaryota, Fungi, Microsporidia, Nosematidae. The record is from RefSeq and is a predicted model, not a curated record.
AUGCAAAGAGACUUCCAAGUUAAUGCACUGAGAACAAAAACAAAAUACAAGCUCACAGCACUCAGGGUUGGAAUGAGGGAGCACAUUCUGAAUAGCUUGACGUCUUUAUUUGAUAAUACCACUCUGAGCCUACCUAUGCUUGCAAUUCUGGAAGCACUUGAAGAUAAGAACAGCAGAGUAGAGGAUAAAGCGGAAGAUGGCGUUGCGGUAUCAAAACGAAGCCAGCGAAAUAGGAUCAUGCAUGUAAAUACACUUAAGGCGGCAGAAAAGGAUGAUGAGAACAAUGACGCCUCAUUAGUUUUACCAACACACCUAACAGAAGAUAAGCCAAAUGAUGAAGGAGCAGAGGACCAUCCACCAACAACCUACAAGCUUCCAGGGUUGAGAAAAUACAACAAGGGCAUGGGGAGUAGUAUUCUUGAUGAUUCAGCAAUAGGAAGAUCAAAAAGAGGAAGCAGAACAAAGAUCGCUGACAAUAAUAAGCUACCAAAGAGCAAUGAGCACAACAAGGAUAAUACUAGAGUUCUAAGACGUAACAGCGCUUUAAAGAGUAGUGGUGAUAGUAAACCAAAGGUGAAAAUACCGCCUUCAACAAAGCCAAAGGGGAAGAGCCAAUCAAGUAAAGAGUAG